Messenger RNA from Musca vetustissima, 5863 nucleotides. It is a transcript of the gene atos, whose product is annotated as protein Atossa. NCBI's taxonomy places the organism in Eukaryota, Metazoa, Arthropoda, Insecta, Diptera, Muscidae. Bases 1 to 5781 code for a protein of 1926 amino acids. The record is from RefSeq and is a predicted model, not a curated record. The transcript has 8 exons.
AUGAUACCCACAUCCUUUAGCGGUUCUUCACCACCCACAGCUGUUGUUGUUGGCCUCAGCAACAAUAAUGCUGCGGCAGCAUCACCCUUUGCCGCCACGGGUGGUGGUGGUGGUGCUCAAACGACGCCCAACAAUGCCUGCAAUUCAGCCUUACUGGGUAUUGCCUCAUUGAUAUUGGAAGGACGUGCCUUGGCCGAAGAUGAAUAUGCUGCCAAAUGUCAGGAUGCAAUAAACAGCCUGACAAUUGGGGCCAAUAAUACGCUCAACGAUGUUGGCAGUGGUGGUAUCGGUUCAGGUGCUGGUGUUUGCGGUCGACAAUCACCCAAACCAUCAACCUCACGGGCCGUCACUGGCAUCUAUCAUCAUCAGCAGGAACAUCAUCUUCAUGGCGGCAGUGGUACUUCUUCCUCCUCUGAAUUGGCCAAUUAUUUGCGACGCAAAGCAUCUAACUCCCCGGAUUCGGCGGCACAGUCAUCAUCGUUGCGUCUGCGUGAUUAUUACAGCAAUAGCAGCAGUGAAAGUGCCGGAUCCUCGGUGGAGAGCAAUCACAGCCGUUGGUCGCAGAAACUAAGUCAGCUACGUCAAGAAUCUCCCUGUGCUCAGCGUCAACAAAUGACGACGGCGGAACAGGCUGUGGCUGUUGAUUGUGGUGUACGUUCCGCCGAACCGGAAUAUGUGGCCCUGGCCAUUAACACCACCGACCAGUCACACGAUGAGCGCCGAAGUAGUGGUGCUGGAGAUUUUGAAAUUAUACGUCGAAUUGCUCUGAAUCGCAUGAAUUUGUAUAAUUCUCCACCGAAUAGUAGUGGUGGCGGUGCAGGUGGUGGUCUCUUAAGUGGAGGAGUUGGUGGCAGUCAUGGUGCCAUUGAUAACUCGUUGUGCUCUUUACAGUCAUUGGCCAGCAAUACCUGGCUACGUGUUGGCACUCCCGUAACAGCAUCAACACCCAAAUAUACCCAUUAUCGUAUAACACCACAAAAUAUACCAAGAUUCCCAACACCCCAGCACACUGAUUUAUCGGGAAGUUCGGCUAAUAGUUCUUCGGGUGGUGGGUGCGGUACAUCGAAUUGCUAUAAUUCACCAACCCCGAGUUUUUUCACCGCCACGGCCGCCGCCGCACACAAUAAAGAUUAUCUGCAAAGAAAAUCAGCCAAUAUGCCAACGCCUCAGUCAACGCCCACCAAUAGUAGUUCUUCGACAAAUAGCCUCUAUGAUAAUUCCCCCUAUGGCGGCUUUCAUCAUCAGCAUCAACGCCAUCUAUUUGAGCGGCGAGAAUGUUCGGCAAGCAACAAGCCGCCGACAACAGCUACAACAAGUCGUAAUUCUUCGACUACGGCAACAACCACAACACCACCCCAACAGGGUCCACACUGUGAUCAGUUCCUGCGCAAAAUGGGACUAGCCAAAGGUGAUGCCUCAGAUGCUGAAGAACACCACUGUGAUAUGUCAUAUGUUAAUAUAACGUGCACUCGCUGGCGUGCCUAUUGUAUUAAAAUAGAAAAUAUUCUAGCCCGUGGUGAGCCUAUUUGUAUAGAAGUCUAUUUGGGACCAGUUGGCCAUAAAAUUUUAUUAGAACAAUGGAUAAUAAGCGUUAAUGAUAAACAACCACCGCCCACAAUGACCCUGCCCUCACUAUGUAGUGCCAUACGCAGUCAAUUGUACUUUUCACAAAUCAGUGCCUGGUGUGAUCUCAUUAAAAAAGCGGACAAGACCAUUUAUGAUACUGGUCGCCUUAUCUAUACCACCACCACAUCAUCGUCAAGGCAGAGUGCGGCAGGUGAUUUAGCCACAACAACAACUGCAACAAUGAAUGUGAGUACUAUUCUAGCAGCUAUGAGUUCAAAUUGUGGCACUUCUACAACAAAUGCCAAUAAUAGUACAAAUCAUCAGCGUCCACCACGUCUAAAUAUUUUCUAUCGUAUCAAGGCAUACGAUGAGGCUGGUGGUGACAGCAGCACGGCAUGCUUUAAUACAAAACCGAAUGUACACAAUUUUCCAAAUGUCAAUGUAUCGGAAAAUUGUAGUCUAUCGGUUUGUUUGAAAAGUCUUCCACGUAUAACGGGCGGUAUACCCAAAAUAAAUAACAACAACACAGCCACGGUAUCGCCAACAACAACGACAAUUAGUCCCCCAAAUAAAGCCACAGAAGCAGCGGCGUCCAGCUGUAGUGGGUCGUGGUCGUCGUCGUCAACAAUGUCUGCAACAACUUCCACAACAAAUCAACAACAACAAACUGCCGUUUUCAAUGCCAGCUAUCUAAAUAAAGGAAAUCCCAAUAUUGAUGACAAUUCCUGCUCCUUCAGCUCCUGCUACUCCGCCUCGACAACAAAUCACCAUGAUUUCCAAAAGUUUUGCACAACAACAACAAAUAAUGACAGUUUGGAUGGUGACAGUUUCAAUAGUGGUGGUGGUGCGGGUGCUUGUGGCGAUAGCUGUGAUCUUAGUGGCAGUGCGGGUUUUGGUGAAGGUGAUAGUUCCAAUUCCUCUUUAAGUACAAAUUAUGCAAAUCUUUCACAUCGUGAAAAGCAGCUACUCAAAUAUCGCAAACGAAUGCUGAAACGUGAUAAGAAAAAUCAUCAACAGCAGCAGCAACAAACACAGCAAGUACAGCAGAGUAAGACCAGUGAUGGUUCCAUGGCAAUGGAAAAUUCCAAAUGCUGUACCGUGAUUUCGCAAAGAAUGGAACAGGGUGAUGACGACGAAGACUAUGAUGUGGAUUGUUGUGAUGAUGGUGUUAAUAAUGACCAUGAUGAUCGUAUUGAAUGUCAACAGAAUUCUUCAUCUCCUCCAUCAUCAUUGAAAUGUUUAAAAGACCCUCAAGCUACAGCAACAAAAGGCCAAAGACAACAGCAACAACAACAAUUACCAAAUAGUUUUAAAAAUAGCAUUCCCUCUGGAAAUGGUCAACAGCAGCAGCAUGUAAAAAUGAUCUCAACUGGUACCCAAACUAUCAGCAUCACCCCAACAAAUCACCAUGCUGCUGUUCCAGCUGCUGCUAGUCCAAUAGAUAGUUUACAACAACAAGGUUCGAUCCUAACAUGUUCAGCCUGUGGCUAUGAAAAGUCAAUGAUUUGCCUAAAAUGUAAUCCCCUGAAAGGCUCACCCCACAAUGUCCCCCACCACAAUGUGGAGGAGGACGAACAGGAUGACGAAGAUGAUGGUAUGCUGGAUCUAGCAGCAGUCUCUACACCUAACUCUAGCCGUUCAACAUCCUCCACACCAUCUGCAUCAUCAUCUGCCAGUAGUUUAAAUAGUAGCGAUAUAAUACAAACACCCCGUAACAAGGCGGAACUUUUAUUACAAGCCAUACAGCGGACACCGAAGGCAAAUAAGAAACUUAAAGUAACCAAAGAUUUGGGGAUAGGGGCAGGGCAUCAAAACAAACAGCAACAACAAAAGCAGCCAAGUGAAAGAAAAUCCACAAUAAAUAACAAAAACAAUGCUGGAGGUCAACAACAAAAUCAUCAUCGUUCCCAAAUUUCCCAAUUGCAGAGUUGUCAAGUGUGUAAGCGACAAAAAACCCAACAUCAUUUUCAACAGCAGCAACAACAACAACACCAGCCAACAUCGUCACCAUCAGCUAGUAGUGCUCUCCAUGACAUCAACAUUUCGGAUAAUAAUCAAACAAUUAUUGCCGAAAAUAAUUCAUGUCAAAAUUCCUUUUCUUCAUCGUCGUCGUCCUCCUCCCGAUCGCCUUCAACAUCCUUUGGUAACAUGGUGGCUGACAAUCAAAUGAAUGGUGGUGGUAGUCCUACUGGUGCUGCCGAUGAUAUUUUGGACACUGAUGCCGACAAUGAAAAGGAUGGUGGGAAAAUGUCAACAACAACCUUAACAUCUGAAGAUUGUGUCGAUAAUAUUCGACAUGCAGUAAAGAAUGCUAAAGCUGAAGAAGCGGAAAUAUGUGAUAAUAAAUUAAUGAUAGAUAAUUAUAAGGAACAUUAUCCACAAUAUUUGGAAGAGGAAUAUUUUGUAUCUUCCACCAAAUUAACACCAAACAUCGAACGUUGUUCAUUGACAACCAACAACAAAUCGUAUUACACACAAUUGCCUGAAAAUCGAACCGGCGGCGACGGCCAGUCGUCCACAAAUGCGACUGACAACAACAGUGCAGUGCAACAACGUUUGUGUUACACCCCACCCAUGAUGUUGGAAUACAGUUCGGAAAGUAGCAAAGGUCCUGGUGGUCAGGUUAUGGCACAAUUUAAGACACCCACAGCCAGUGAACAACAAUUGAAAUUAGAUGUUAAACGGCAGGUGCAACAGCAGCCUCACAAGCAGACACCCAAACCAAGUCUGUUACAAAUCGCUUUCAAUUUUAAUGUGAAUGGCAAUGUGGCCGAAAAACAAAAUAGCGGUGAAUGCAAUAACCAACAUCCAUCAUCAUCCUCCAUACAUAACCCGCUAUUGGCAAGACGUAAUUCACCUAAAGUGAAUUUAACAAGGAUUUUUUGUAAUCCCACUGAAAUGAAGGCCUCCUCGCCCAUACCCAUUGGAAAUGGAGGCAAUUCAUCGUCAUCAUCGAAUACUGCCACAACAUCGCCAACGGUAGGUGGGGGUCCACCAAUUCAAUGCUCGGGUUCCAAAUCAGCUGGUAUACAUGGCUCGGACAAGCUGGCAGCGGCACCCACCUUCUCAUUUGAAACACCAUCCUCCGGUCCAGCUACACAACCACCUCACCCACCACCCCUAAUAACGGUACAAAAAUCCAAUUCAGCACCCACCUUACCCAAUUCGCCAUCUCUGUCGCCGCGUUUUAUUAAAGCCUCCGCAUUAUAUAAAAGACGUUCACGACAUUUAUCUGAUCGUUCGGAUCGCUCAUCCCUUGGAUCGGAUGAACAAUUUUCCGAUGAAGAUCUCGAUUGUGGAAUGUAUAGUCCAUUUGCCACGUCACCCGUAAAACUGCGUUCACGUUUAGCUGCAGUAUUUGGUCGCAAACCGAUUUUAGGUAAUCUCGAAGAGAGUUUGCUGCAACGGCGUCUAGUGCCCAAAAUCGAAGUAAUGGGUUUCAAGCUGUUGCUGGGUGCUUCGGGAGGAUUUUGUCCCACACAAUUGACAAUACCGGCUGCAGCAUAUUUCUAUGAACUGCAGGGUGAAACAUUGAGUACACCCUAUUUGUGUGAAAUACGCCUACCCCGCAAAGGAUAUUCGGUACCACGUUGUGGUACUGUCCAAGCCACGUUGCUAAAUCCCAUGGGUACCGUUGUUCGUAUGUUUGUGAUACCAUACGAUAUGCGUGAUAUGCCAGCAUUGCAUCAAACAUUUAUACGUCAGCGUAUUUUGGCCGAUACGGGCAGCAGCAAUAAUACUCAAACAACAACAACAACGACAACAUUAAACAGUGUUGGAUCUAGUGAUAUUAUGGUGCAAAAUGGCAAUAUGGAAAAUAAUUCCGGCAAUGAUGGAGGUGAUGGUGUGACAAUAAAUUCGAAUAAACAGCAGCACCACAAUAUUGGCCUUAACAAUAACAACAAUAAUAAUAACACUAGUAAUGGCAACAACAAUAACAAUCUGGAAAAUGAAAUGGGCCAUUUUAUGUCAGCUGAAAAUAUGAAGAGUUUACGCUAUUCCAUACAUUUGAGAUUCCAAACAUCACGUUCGGGUCGUUUAAUGCUGCACACCGAUAUACGCUUGCUAAUAUCCCGGCGUACCGAUUGCGAUACGGCUGCCGCUCAUGCCAAAGGCGUUUUGGAGGCACCCAAUGAACUAAUAACGAAAACUGUGAUGCCAACAAAUCCCAAAUAUAGUGCACGUCACGAUCAGACAGCGAGUAAUAAGAUUUAGUAGUUGUUGAAAGCUGCAUGUGUGCCAGUCGAUAUGUUGCAACAAUUGCAACGGAAAUUCUGGCAAAAGAUAUGGGUUUGAA